AUGUGUGCCCUGUUUGUUGUCUGUUUGUUGUGCGUGCUGUGCAUGGGUUGGGCGGAGGAGGAGGAGCUGAAUGUGCGUCGCAUUAUGAAGGAGCUGGCUGUGAUACCCGAUGUGCUCAAGGAGCCGCCGCAGGAGCUGCUAAAGCUGCGCUUUGAGAGCGGCAUCGACAUCGAGGAGGGCAAGACGUACACGCCUACAGAGCUCAAAUUCCAGCCGAAACUCGAUUGGAAUGUCGAUACGGAAUCCUAUUAUACGAUCAUAAUGCUAAGUCCCGAUGCGCCCAGCCGCGAGUAUCCCAUCUAUCGCUCCUGGCUCCACUGGCUGGUGGUCAAUGUGCCCGGCUUGGAUGUGGCUAAGGGUCAACCGCUAUCCGAAUACUUUGGUCCGAUGCCGCCCAAGGACAGCGGCCUCUUGCGCUACGUGGCGCUCGUCUACAAGCAGUCGGACAAACUGGACUUUGAGGAGAAGAAAAUGGAGCUGAAGAGCGCCGAGGAUCACAGCAAUUUUGAUUUGGAGAAAUUCACAAGGAAAUACGACAUGAACGUCCCCUGCGCCGGCAAUGUAUUUCAAUCCAAGUGGGAUGACUAUGUGCCGGAGCUGAUGAAGAUGCUGUACGAUAUAAGUGAGUGAAGCACUAGAGCACGUUUCCAAAAAUUUGGUGUAGGGUUCCUGUACUAU
Drosophila hydei is the source of this 678-nucleotide messenger RNA. RefSeq names its product putative odorant-binding protein A5 (gene a5). The transcript has 2 exons. The coding region runs from base 1 to 630 and encodes 209 amino acids. Lineage: Eukaryota; Metazoa; Arthropoda; Insecta; Diptera; Drosophilidae. The record is from RefSeq and is a predicted model, not a curated record.